Aspergillus melleus is the source of this 1200-nucleotide messenger RNA. RefSeq names its product ATP-dependent RNA helicase eIF4A (gene FAL1). NCBI's taxonomy places the organism in Eukaryota, Fungi, Ascomycota, Eurotiomycetes, Eurotiales, Aspergillaceae. The transcript has 4 exons. Gene Ontology annotation, cellular component: catalytic step 2 spliceosome; nucleolus. Bases 1 to 1200 code for a protein of 399 amino acids. Gene Ontology annotation, molecular function: ATP binding; RNA helicase activity; mRNA binding. The record is from RefSeq and is a predicted model, not a curated record.
AUGGCGGACGGUAUCGAUCGACGAGCUGAUGACCGCAUGGAGUUCAACACCUCCAAGGAGGUGACGGUCGCUCCGACCUUCGAGGACAUGCACCUGAAGGAGAGCCUCCUUCGUGGUAUCUACGCAUACGGUUACGAGUCCCCCUCCGCGGUGCAGUCGCGUGCGAUUGUCCAGAUCUGCAAAGGUCGCGACACCAUUGCCCAGGCGCAAUCUGGUACCGGUAAGACGGCGACAUUCGCGAUCAGUAUUCUGCAGGUUAUCGACACUGUUGUCCGUGAGAGUCAAGCGCUUGUCCUCUCGCCCACUCGUGAACUUGCGACUCAAAUCCAGUCCGUCAUCAUGGCCCUCGGCGACUACAUGAACGUGCAGUGCCACGCCUGUAUCGGAGGCACGAACAUUGGUGAAGACAUCCGGAAGUUAGAUUAUGGUCAGCAUGUUGUCUCGGGUACCCCCGGUCGAGUCGCGGACAUGAUCCGCCGCCGCCACCUGCGCACCCGCAACAUCAAGAUGCUGGUUCUCGAUGAAGCCGACGAGCUCCUGAACCGUGGAUUCCGCGAACAGAUCUACGAUGUCUACCGCUACCUGCCGCCCGCCACGCAGGUUGUCGUUGUCUCCGCCACCCUGCCGUACGACGUGCUCGACAUGACCACUAAGUUCAUGACCGACCCGGUCCGCGUCCUGGUCAAGCGUGACGAAUUGACCCUCGAAGGCAUCAAGCAGUACUUCAUCGCCGUGGAGAAGGAGGAGUGGAAAUUCGACACCCUUUGCGAUCUCUACGAUACUUUGACCAUCACCCAGGCCGUCAUCUUCUGCAACACCCGGAGGAAGGUCGACUGGUUGACGGACAAGAUGCGCGAGGCCAACUUCACCGUCUCCAGCAUGCACGGCGAGAUGCCGCAGAAGGAGCGUGACAGCAUCAUGCAAGACUUCCGUCAGGGUAACUCGCGUGUGCUGAUUUCCACGGACGUCUGGGCGCGUGGUAUCGACGUGCAGCAGGUGUCGUUGGUUAUCAACUACGACCUGCCGACGAACCGUGAGAACUACAUCCACCGUAUCGGUCGAAGUGGUCGUUUCGGAAGGAAGGGUGUUGCCAUCAACUUCGUCACUAGCGACGACGUGCGCAUCCUUCGUGAUAUUGAACUGUACUAUUCUACGCAGAUCGACGAGAUGCCUAUGAACGUUGCCGACCUUCUCUCCUAA